AUGCUGCAUCAGGGUAUAAUUCUGCGGGAGGGUCAUGUUACGCGAACUAUUUACAAUCUGAUCAAAGAUAAACGCUACGAGGAUGUCAUUGAAUGCAUUGAGAACUGUGGCGAGGUGGCAAAUACGCGAGCAGGUCAAUCCACACUUGGACAUUGCUACUACCAUGCCCAGAAGUACGUGGAGGCGGCCAGCUGCUAUAAGCAACUCUGCCAACUGGUGCCCAAGGAAGCCAAGUACAGAUUCUACCACGCUCAGUCACUUUAUCAGGCGGGAGACUUUACGGAGGCGCUGCGUGUCCUGAAACAGAUUGGCGACAAGGAGUUGGAGCUGCGGGAACAGUGCCUGCAAUUGCAGAGUGCCAUUCUGUAUUCCAGUGAGGAUUAUGCGGGAGCUCAGAGUCUGCUCAAUCAGCGUUCCGAGGGAACAGCGGAGACGCUUAACGAUGAGGGAUGUCUGCUCUUUCAGGCGGAUCAGCACGAGGCGGCGGUGCAGCGUUUCCAAACGGCAUUGCAGGUUGGAGGCUUUAACCCAUUGGUGGCCUACAAUGUGGCAUUGGCGCACUUUCAACGGAAGCAGCGGGCACAGGCGCUGGAUUACACCUCGGAGAUUGUGGAGCGUGGCAUGCGAAAUCAUCCAGAGUUGGGCAUCGGUGCUCAAGUGGACACGGAUGGCAGCGCUCGGAGUGUUGGCAAUCCCAUUACCAUGGCCUUAUCCGGCAUUACACAGGCUCUCAACCUGAAGGCGGCACUGGAGUAUCAGGAUGGCAAUGUGGAGGCUGCACGCGAUGCUUUACUCGAUCUUCCGCCACGUGCGGAGAGUGAACUCGAUCCCGUCACAUUGCACAACAUGGCAUUGACGGAUGCCCAGGGACCUGUGGCCGGUCUGCGUAAAUUGGCCUUCCUCCUGCAACUGGGUGCUCCAGCAUGUCCCAAGGAGACCUUUGCCAACAUUUUACUCACCUGCUGCAAGCAUGAACUCUACGAGACCGCCGCCGACAUCCUGGCGGAUUAUUCGGAUUACACCUAUAAGUAUCUGUCGCAGUAUCUCUACGAGCUGCUGGAUGCAUUGAUUACGGCCCAAACCAGCGGAGAAUUGGCGGAAAAGAAACUGGGAACACUCGCCUCCAGCUUGUCGGGAAAAUUGCGUAGUCUCGCAGCUCGUGUCCAGGAGGUAAGAGCAACCAGCGAACAGCAGGCACUACGGGAUGCUCUCAAGGAUUAUGAGCAGGCACUGGAACUUUAUCUGCCCGUGGUUAUGGCACGCGCCUGGAUCUCUUGGCGAGAGGAUGAUUUUUUGGGCGCCGAGCGUGAGUUUCGCUCCAGCGCCGAGUUCUGUUCCGAGAACGCCAUUUGUUCCGUGUGGCGUCUUAACGCGGGUCACGUGCUCUUCAUGCAGGACAAGUACAAGGAGGCGGCUGCCUUCUACGAGCCCAUUGUUCGGCAGCACUCAGAUGAUAUCAUGUCAGUUUCCGCAGCGGUGCUAGCCAAUCUCUGCGUCUCAUACAUCAUGACCUUUCAAAACGAGGAGGCCGAGGAGCUGAUGCGUAAAGUGGAAAACGCCGAGGAGCUAAAGGGUAACCAGGGCAAACAGUAUCAUCAUCUGUGCAUUGUCAAUCUCGUGGUGGGCACUUUAUACUGCGCCAAAUCCAACUAUGAGUUCGGACUGUCCCGCAUCGCCCACGCCCUCGAAGGUGGAUCAGGUGCGCGUCUCUAUGCGGACACUUGGUUGCAUGUGAAACGCUGCAUGCUCGGCUUGCUUACCGGCAUGGCAAAGCAGAACAUUAUUUUGCCCUAUCCGGCGGUCCAGGAGGUGCUCAACUUUUUAAAAUCCUGUGAAGCAUACGGCUUAUUCACUCCGGCAAAUAUCUACGCGGCCACGGAACAGAUUCCCAGCGAACCCCUGACCAUUGGCCUUGAAGCCAGAAAACUUCGACUCUUGCUGAUCAAGUUAAGCGAAUAUGAGAACUACUGAGAUCCUUUUAAGAUUCUGAAAUACUGUAUUACACAUAAAUAUACAGAUAUAAGCUCUAAAGCAGCACAA
Messenger RNA from Drosophila innubila, 2040 nucleotides. RefSeq names its product tetratricopeptide repeat protein 30 homolog (gene Ttc30). The transcript has 5 exons. The record is from RefSeq and is a predicted model, not a curated record. Gene Ontology annotation, molecular function: intraciliary transport particle B binding; protein binding. Bases 1 to 1971 code for a protein of 656 amino acids. Gene Ontology annotation, cellular component: axonemal microtubule; intraciliary transport particle B. NCBI's taxonomy places the organism in Eukaryota, Metazoa, Arthropoda, Insecta, Diptera, Drosophilidae. Gene Ontology annotation, biological process: intraciliary transport.